AUGGAGGCCGACGACGCUCAACUCUACCAAUUCAGCACCCCUCAGCAGAGCAACUCGUUCAAGCGCGCGCGGCGCAGUCUACAAAGCUCCACGCCCUUGAGCAGCGUGACCGAGAGUGUCACUUCUUCCCCCCGUCACUCUGGCCAGAACCAGUUGGCACCUCAGCUCUUUGACCAUGUCAAUGCGCUGAAGCAUCUUGAUGACCAGCAGAUCCUCCAGCUACUUUCCGUUGCGCGCAAUGGAGGUCAGUCAACGUUCAGCCCUGGCGGCGCGUUGUAUGCUCACGCGUAUCCAGAUGGUAUGCGUCGGUCGGGCGCCGACCGAUCGUCCAUGUCGACCGUCGGAAGCCGCGCGUCAUCAUACCUGAGUGUACCAUCCAGCAGAGUACCCAGCAUGCUCUCGGACCCGCGCUCGUCCAUCGCGUCUACCGACUCGUCCUUUACACACUACAGUGCCGCAUCCUCGCGCCUGUCGACCGCAUCAUCUCGUCUCUCCACAAUCUCCACCACAUCGACGCCCGCGCCCAAGAACUUUGCCUGCACAUUUUGCGACAAGGCUCUCAAGUCGAAGCCAUACUGGAAGUCGCACGAGGAGGAGUUCCACGAGCAGCGACUUACCUGGAGAUGUCCCGACUGCGAGCAGAUCUUCCAUGCUGGCAAGCGCUUCCGUGAGCAUCACACCAAGCUACACGGCUGUGAACACUGCAAGCAACCGAGGGAAAGCGGUCAACCCACGAGCAGGAAAGCAUCGCCAUGCGUCAAGAAGUACGAGAUCGUCAUGCACGACAAGGACGCCUGGGGUUGUGGUUUCUGCGCUUCUCUUCUAACCACCUGGGAAGAAAGAUGCGAACACAUCGCUCUUCACUUUGAAGAGAAGGGCGGAUCCAAGUGGAACUUCACCAACGUCAUCCUCGGUCUGCUGAAGCAACCCGAACUCGCCAGCGCAUGGAACCAAAUGAUGCUCGAUCGCCAUGGCGACGAAUCAAACUGGCCGUCGCUGGCGUGGGAGUCUAAGAAGUGCAACCGCUUACGGUAUAAGCUCGAGACCAAAUGGGAUACACGCGUUUUCGACAUUGAGAAAUUGGUGCAGGACACCUACGACUUGGCCGAAAUCGAGGUGAAGGACGUCGUCGAACCCACGACUGAACUCACGCCCGAAGCUCCGGAGUCCCUCGACAACAGCCAAGGCGAAAUCGUGGAGUUCAAGUUGGAGUCGAAUGACUUCAUGACGGACAACAGGUUGCAUAGCUCCCACGGCCUACCGUCCGAUAACAGGCUCCACAGCUCGCACGGUCUGCCGUCUGAGCAUAUGAUGAUGGACAUUGACUCUGUAGAGCCCCCACAGAUGCAUCAUCAAGAUAUACAACAAUCACAAUGGCCGGUCAGCCAGGACAUGCACCACAGCAUGAGCGCGGCAACCGCCAUGGGUGGCUUCGGUGCUUUCGAUACCACCAUGACGUCGAUGCCAACGGACUUUUCGCAACCGAUGGCGCAAAGCUUUCAGCCACAGCAGCAAAGCUGGCCAAACGCCGGCUUCGCUUCGACUCCCGACCUGCUCAGCUACCAACAACCAGCGCCAUACAUGGACUACCAGCAACCCAAGGAGAUGGUCUCUGUACCCACAUCGCAGUACUCCAACUUUGCGCACUACCCCCGCCAAAGCCUCCCACCAAACUUCUUGCAGCAGCAACAGCAGCAGCACCAACAACAACAACAGCAACAGGCGCCCAGCACGCCAACCUCUCGUCGCUAUGUCCCCAGACUAAUUAAUAUUUCGAACAACUCGAGCCACCGCGGCGUUCAACUCGAACAGCCACCACCCCCACCACCCAAAGACGAGCACCAAAACCGCUUCUCCCGCCUCAUCAUGAGACGGCGCCCAAGCAACAUCUCCCAGCACAGCAUCGUCUCGCACCGCGAUAUGGGCGGAACCUGGGGCGACGAUUCCAACUGGGGAUAA
Alternaria incomplexa is the source of this 1959-nucleotide messenger RNA. RefSeq lists its product as uncharacterized. Gene Ontology annotation, biological process: regulation of transcription by RNA polymerase II. Bases 1 to 1959 code for a protein of 652 amino acids. The record is from RefSeq and is a predicted model, not a curated record. Gene Ontology annotation, molecular function: RNA polymerase II cis-regulatory region sequence-specific DNA binding; DNA-binding transcription factor activity, RNA polymerase II-specific. Lineage: Eukaryota; Fungi; Ascomycota; Dothideomycetes; Pleosporales; Pleosporaceae. Gene Ontology annotation, cellular component: chromatin. The transcript is spliced from 2 exons.